GUUCAAGUAUUAUUACACUACGGGGAUACCUCUAAGUUUCUCUUUUUUUUUAUUACCCCUACAAUGGCCGUUUUCCUGCCUGCCUUUGUAUUUUUCUCAACUCCGUUUCACAUCGAUCGCCCCCUGUGGCUCUGCUUCACAUUUUCUAGCCGUUAGAGUCAAGACUGUACAUUUGAAACGACAGAGAUAACGACUCUCUGUGCGGCGAAAUUACGUUUUACUUUGAACCCACUCUUCUCCUGAAUUAGAAUUGCAUACCCCAUGGAGAGCUAGGACUUGAGGUUAGAAGGGUCUUAAUCUUUGCAAGUGGAGACCAGAAGUGAUGAAGAUAUUUAGCCUGUUUGGUUUACUGCUGCUACUUCCCAUUUACGUGAGAUCUUUGAACCCGUCUCUGAACGAUGACGUUCUGGGCUUAAUAGUCUUCAAAGCCGACCUCCAAGACCCAAAUGGGAAGCUGGUUUCUUGGAACGAAGACGAUGACAGUCCUUGUAACUGGACCGGUGUGCAAUGCAACCCGAGAUCCAACCGGGUUUUCGAGCUCGUUCUCGACGGGUUUUCGCUCUCUGGACGGAUAGGCAAAGGCCUGCUCCAGCUGCAGUUUCUCCGGAAACUGUCUCUGGCGAAAAACAAUCUCACUGGGGACCUGAGCCCUGUUCUCGCCGGACUCGAAAACCUGAGGGUUCUCGACUUGAGCGAGAACAGACUUUCUGGCUCACUACCUGGUGGUUUCUUUCAGCAAUGUGGGUCUUUACGGUCGGUUUCUUUGGCCUUUAACAAGUUUACCGGCCAGAUACCCGAUAGCUUGAGCUCGUGCUCGACGCUUGCUGCGCUUAACUUGUCUUCGAAUCAGUUUUCGGGUUCUUUACCUUCUGGUCUUUGGUCUUUGAAAGGGCUUAGAUCGCUUGAUCUGUCGAAUAAUCAACUGGGAGGAGAGAUUCCAAAGGGUAUUGAAAGGUUGAAUAACUUGAGAGCAAUUAACUUCGGGAAGAACAAGUUUACAGGUGAGAUUCCAGAAGGAAUUGGGAGUUGUUUGCUUUUGAGGUCGAUUGAUUUCAGUGAGAAUUCGCUAUCCGGCAAUCUUCCAAACGCAAUGGAGAAGCUUGUCUCAUGUAAUGCUAUAAGUUUGCGCAAAAACUCGUUUGUUGGCGGGGUUCCAGAUUGGCUUGGUGACAUGAAAAGCCUUGAGACACUGGAUUUGUCUGAUAACAGCUUUUCUGGGCAGGUUCCGAAUUCGACUGGGAAUCUUCAGUCCUUGAAGGUGCUGAAUAUUUCGACAAAUGCCCUUACUGGGAGCUUGCCAGAGUCCAUGAUCAACUGCAAAAACCUUCUGACCAUGGAUUUCAGUCAUAAUUCGUUAACAGGUAGCCUUCCGGGUUGGAUAUUUCAAUUGGAUGUACAGGAAGUUUUGCUCUCAGGAAAUAGAUUAAGUGGGAGUAUGGACAGUCCCUUGUCUUCCUCACCGGAUAACUCGCGCAGAAAAAUUUUGGUCUUGGAUUUGUCCCACAAUGCGUUUUCAGGUAACGUUCCAUCUUCUGUUGGGAAUUUUAGCAGCUUGCAGGUCCUUGAUUUGAGCGAGAAUCAGUUAAAUGGAAGCAUUCCUUUGGAAAUUGGGGGAGCUAUAUCAUUGAAGGAACUAAGACUAGAGAAGAAUUCCUUGGUAGGAAUAAUCCCAACAUCCAUUGAAAAGUGUACUUCAUUAACUUCUUUGAUUCUUUCAAGGAACAACCUUACUGGCCCAAUACCCACAGCUAUAGCACAACUCAGUAACCUUCAAAUUGUCAACCUAUCUUUUAACAGACUCACCGGAACCCUACCAAAGGAAUUGGCGAAUUUAGGCCACCUUCUCUCCUUUAACAUUUCUCGUAACCAGCUCCAAGGUGCAUUACCCGGCGGUAGUUUUUUCAACACCAUUUCCCCCUCUUCUGUUGCAUUCAACCCCUCUCUGUGUGGUGCUGCAGUCAGCAAAACUUGCCCAACCGUCCUUCCCAAACCAAUCGUCCUCAAUCCCAACUCCUCCGAUUCCCCUCCUGGCUCAAUCCCCCAAAAUCUUGCCCACAAGAAAAGCAUCCUCAGCAUUUCAGCUCUCAUUGCAAUCGGUGCAGCUGCUGUGAUAGUCAUUGGUGUAAUUGCGAUCACUGUCCUUAACCUCCGCGUCAGGUCUUCCACUUCUAGGUCAGCAGUCCCCCUUGUAUUAUCAGGUGGUGAUGACUUCAGCCGGUCCUCCACCACAGAUGCCAACUCUGGUAAGCUUGUCAUGUUCUCAGGGGAUCCAGACUUCAGCACUGGAAAACAUGCUUUGCUCAACAAGGAUUGUGAGCUAGGCCGAGGCGGAUUUGGAGCUGUCUACAAGACUGUGCUAAAAGAUGGGAGACCGAUCGCCAUUAAAAAGCUUACGGUCUCCAGUCUAGUCAAACCCCAGGAAGAAUUUGAAACAGAAGUUAAGAAACUGGGAAUGAUCAGACACCCCAAUCUAGUUUCACUUGAAGGGUAUUACUGGACUCCAUCGCUUCAGCUCCUAAUAUACGAGUUCAUAUCCGGUGGGAGUUUGUAUAAGCACCUGCACGAGGACUAUGAUGGGAACUCCCUCUCCUGGAACGAUCGAUUCAACAUAAUUCUUGGGAUAGCAAAAAGCCUGGCUCACUUGCAUAAAGUGAACACAAUCCACUACAAUCUGAAAUCAAGCAACAUCCUGAUUGACAGCGCGGGCGAGCCUAAGGUGGCAGACUUCGGCCUGGCCAGGCUGUUGCCAAUGCUAGAUCGCUACGUGUUAAGUAAGAAGAUUAACAGCGCGCUUGGAUACAUGGCGCCGGAGUUUGCAUGCCGGACGGUGAAGAUUACUGACAAAUGUGAUGUGUAUGGGUUUGGGGUAUUGGUUUUGGAAGUGGUGACUGGGAAAAUACCGGUUGAGUAUAUGGAGGACGAUAUGGUGGUGCUUUGUGACAUGGUCAGAGGAGCGUUGGAAGAAGGCAGGGUGGAGGAAUGUGUCGAUGGGAGGCUGCAGGGGAAUUUUCCUGCGGAUGAAGUGAUUCCAGUGAUGAAAUUAGGUUUAAUAUGUACAUCUCAGGUGCCAUCGAACCGGCCGGACAUGGGAGAGGUGGUUAACAUAUUGGAUCUGAUCAGAUGCCCUUCUGAAGAGCAAGAUGAGUUGAUGUGAAUUUUGAGAAAGAAAUGGGUUUUUGAUCGUUCAUUUGGCGAAAAAGAAGAAUCCGGCCGGUGGUAGAUUUGUAUUCAACUGGAGAAUGAAGCGAGGAUUGAUUGCUGGAACUCUUUUUGCUUCUUUUUUUUGGGCAUUGUUUUGGUUCUUAUUUUGGUGGGUUUUUCAGUUUAUUAGUAGUCUGUUGUAUCUCUUCAUGUUUUAGUUGGUUACCGGAUUCCUUUUCACCAGGUUCCAGUUUGGGACCCCUUUGGAUAUCAUCAAUUACUGUACUUAGCUAAUACUAGAAUUUUCUGGCAUUAACUUCUGGUUAUGUUGUUCACAUUUGCCAGAGUUUUGAAACUGUUUUUCAUAUUAUCCCAUACUACUCUACUAGUUUUCUAUUUC
This is a messenger RNA of Rhododendron vialii, 3541 nucleotides long. RefSeq names its product probable LRR receptor-like serine/threonine-protein kinase IRK. Gene Ontology annotation, biological process: protein phosphorylation. Gene Ontology annotation, molecular function: protein binding; ATP binding; protein kinase activity. The coding region runs from base 323 to 3154 and encodes 943 amino acids. The transcript has 3 exons. The record is from RefSeq and is a predicted model, not a curated record. NCBI's taxonomy places the organism in Eukaryota, Viridiplantae, Streptophyta, Magnoliopsida, Ericales, Ericaceae.